Rhizopus microsporus ATCC 52813 is the source of this 1266-nucleotide messenger RNA. RefSeq lists its product as uncharacterized. The record is from RefSeq and is a predicted model, not a curated record. The coding region runs from base 224 to 1228 and encodes 334 amino acids. Lineage: Eukaryota; Fungi; Mucoromycota; Mucoromycetes; Mucorales; Rhizopodaceae. The transcript is spliced from 3 exons.
ACAUCAUCAGUGCUUGGGAGCCUGAUAGUAAUAAUGCUCUUCUCGUCAAGAGAUACUCAUAUCACUAUACAUUAACAUCUGAGACCAUCUUUCAGAAAAUGAUCUCGCCCAUGUAUGGUUGGCUAUCCAUAGAGUAUAAGAAAGGAAAGUGGCAAAAGAGAUUCUGUUUUAUCAAAGAUAAUGCUAUACAUCAUGCUAAAGAUAAGGUAUACACAAUCUUUUGAUGGGCAAAAUAUCAGAUGCUAAUUCGCUUUCAAAGGGAGCUUCUUCUUCUAUCUUGUGUCACCUCGCUUCUUAUGACGUUUACACUUUACUGCAGCCAUUAAAGAUCAGUCCUACACCAUAUGUGUUUGCUAUUCGAGCACAGGACAGAGCCAGUAUCUUUGAAAAAGAAGAUGAUUAUAUUCGAUUCGUCGCUACCGAAGAUCAAGAAGAGAUGAAGAAGUGGGUAUUGAGUAUAAGAUGUGCCAAGAAUACUAUUCAUUAUCAAUAUCAUCCGAACCGGGUAGUUAAUCCUUUGGCUCCUAUCGUUCAUGAAGAAAAGAAGACGACAGACGAUUGUAUCAACACUUUACGCAGACAGAAAUCAACCAAGGCAAUACCCACCAUGUCUCGUAGCGAAUCCACUCGUCGACUUGAGGACAAGGAGACAUCAAGCCCCAGAGGUUUGAGUCGAAAUCCAACGACAAAGAAAAAUAAGGAGGGUCCACUCAUUGACUGCUCUGAUCCUCCUACGUUUGCCAAGGGUUCACUCCUCGCCAAAGAGGAAGAGGCAGAACAGUUGCCACUUAGACAGCAACAACAACAACAACAGCAGCAGCAGCAGCAACAACAACAAACUCAACCACAACAACAAUCGUCACAACAGGCUCAAGCAGAGGAGAAUAACACACUGAUUCAGAUCGACGAUCGAGUCAAGUUUGCCAAGGGAUCUUUACUUGACCAAAAGGAAAAGGAAACUAACACGACGCCUACAAAGAUGAUGAGAUCAAAGAGCGUCAGAGAAUUGACUUCAUCUGAGCAUGCCACUGAAAACAACCAUCGUAGACACAUGUCGCUACGAAGAAAGCCAACGACAAAGAAAUUACAUGAUGCUGUACCUUUGCCAUCAAAUAAUACGUUGCUUCAAUUGGAUGAUACACCAGAAAAGCACCAUUCAAGAGAAUUACAUGGCCGGCAUGUAAAGCCUUUAUUAAAUUUUGAUUCUGAUGAGCGUCCAAGGAAAUGAUAAGAUACCAUGACUUUAUUUAUGAAUAAAAUAAAGAA